Molecule: messenger RNA, 3311 nt
Organism: Carassius auratus (goldfish)
Lineage: Eukaryota; Metazoa; Chordata; Actinopteri; Cypriniformes; Cyprinidae
Exons: 2
Coding region: 777-3215 (812 amino acids)
Source: RefSeq, a predicted model, not a curated record
GUCUGCUAAAAACACAACACAGUUAUUUCUUAAAAUUUAGUCUAUUACAAAAGCUCAUCAGUAAAUUCAUGCUUUGUGAAUGCUGUUCAUAACUACUUGAAUUAAAAAAAAGUGAUGCGUGGAAAAGUCACCUUGGCUUUGGAUAUGUACAGUAUGAAAUUUAGAAAUUUAGUUUGCUCUCCAUCACACAACUAAUAACUACCCCACUAAUAGUUUUUACUUGUAAAUUACACAAUCCACGCUGUUAACUUAAUGAUGCCAUAAACAGACUGGUUUGAAAUAACUACUGUUAUUUUCUGUCUCCAGAAUGGGACAGUGACAUGGCCUCUCUAUUUGUCCUGCUUCAUCUUCUUACUCCACAACCAGCUGGAAGAAAGCGGCCCAAGAAGAUCAGUGUUGGAGAGGCAACAGAUCAUCUGGUCAAAUUUCAUAAGUCAUUCCAAAGCCUUGAUGAUCAUCUCCUGACAACUGAAGGAAACCCUCAGCCAUAUCUUCUCGCCUCAGGGACUUCAAAAGCACAGGUUUCCACCUUUUACAUUGUCUUGGACAGAAAAGUUCUGCCUUGUCAAUCAUGUACAUCCUUGGGUGCCUUUGAUGAGCUGUUCAAGUCCCAUUUUGUUUUCAGUGUGAAGUAUGAUGAUGCUCUGUCCAGUCUGUACACAUUUUUGCAGACAACUGUGUACAAUAUCGAUAUAAGUACAACUGAGGAAACUCCAAGGGUCAAAGAGCUAAGAGCAAGACUGUUGAACAAGCACUAAUUGUCUUAUUUAACCAAAAUGUUAAGUUGUUUCCUCUGCACUUCAUCCUUUUGUUCAGCUUUGCUUUUGUUCAGGCACCUCAAACUAAUUCAUGGAAUGUAUCCUGGGAAAAAUCUAAGACUGAAAUGUGGUCAAGCAGAUUGUUGCUUGCAGUUCUCUAGUUAUUCUGGAUUUAGGAGACAUCUCAUUAAGAUACAUUCUUCAGUUGGUGACAAAUGUGACCCUCAUGAGACCCCUUCCAGUUAUGAAAGUGAAGAACAAAAUUCUCAUACCUUAAAUGAUGAAAUACCUUCUACUUCAUCCCAGUGCCAAAAUUUUGAAGCAGUCCCUUCAGUAUGUACUCACAAGAAAGAUAUGUGUGCGUCCAUUAUAGCAAAACUUAUGGCAAGUGGUGUACCAAAUACUGUAGUUCUUUCGACAAUUGAAAAUUUGGAGGAAUUUGUUGAAGAUUUGCAGUCAAAUAUUAAGGACCAUGUCUUAAACUUACUACCAGGUAACAAUCCAUCAAGACCAGCCAUAGAAGAGUUAUUUAAAAGUUUGGACAACCCUUUCAGCCAAUUGAACUCCGAUACCAAAUGGAAAAAGUAUUUCAGAGACAAAUGGGGAGUAGUAGACCCAGUUGAACUGCGCCUUGGUGUUAGGUAUGACACCAGACGAAAUAACAAAACUGGAACUUAUGAACAAGUUCCCGUUAAUGAUAAAUUCAUAUAUAUUCCAAUUUUGAAAACAUUCCAGUUCAUUUUCAGAAAUGAAAACAUUUGUGAGAUGAUGCAAACAUGUACUCAGUCUGACAUAUAUGAAGACUUCUGCGAUGGUAGCUACUUUAAAAAUCAUCCUUUAUUUUCGACUAAUAAGUUUGCUCUCCAAAUUCAAUUAUACUAUGACGAGUUUGAAUGUGCAAAUCCUCUUGGUUCCAAAAAAGGAAUUCAUAAAAUUGGUUGCCUUUACUUCAUUCUUAGAAAUCUUGCUCCAAAGGUGAAUUCUGCCCUCAUGAACAUCCAUUUGGUAUCUUUGUUCCAUGCCCAAGAUGUUAAGAAAUAUGGGAUUGAUGAAAUACUGAAACCUUUAAUAAGCGACUUGAAAAUAUUAGAAACUGUUGGGAUUGCUGUUCCAUUUGCUGAACAACCUGUAUGUGGCACACUUGCCCUCAUUACUGGUGAUAACUUAGGUAUGCAUAGCAUUCUUGGGUUCUUGGAAUCAUUUAGUGCAAAUUAUUUCUGUCGAUUUUGCUUAAUUGAUAAAUCUUCAGCUCAGUCAGUUUUCUCAGAGGAUGACCCAAGUUUGACUUUAAGAUCACCAGUACUAAAUGAUCAGCAUUAUGCCAGUUUGGUAGACGAUCCAACACUAACCUCUUCUUUUGGCAUCAAGAGGAAAAGCAUGCUCAAUACUUUGCAGUAUUUCAAUACUGGGGAAAACUAUGCUGUCGAUAUCAUGCAUGAUAUUUUGGAAGGGGUUGGUCAAUAUGAGAUAAAACUGCUUUUUGAAUAUCUGAUUGAACAUUUCAUCUCUAAAGAAAGCUUGUUGAACAGGACGUAUGCUUUUAAUUAUGGCUAUAUGGAAACUAAAAACAAGCCCACAAAUAUUAAUCUUGACUGCGGAGGACAUGGAAUAGGCUUAAAUGCAUCGCAAACACUGUGUUUAGUCACAAACAUACCUUUGAUAUUUGGUGACCUGGUACCAGAUGAUGAUUUGCACUGGCGCUUGUUGCUCUUGUUGUUGAACAUCAUAAAUAUUGUGUUCUCUUACUCAAUCACUGAGGGGAUGACCGUUUAUUUAAAGCACCUUAUUAUCGAACAUCAUAAACUCUUUAAAGAACUGUUCCCAUUAAAAAACUUGCUUCCAAAACAUCAUUUUAUGGUCCACUACCCAAGGUGCAUUAGAAAGAUCGGACCACUCAUUCAUAUCUGGACCAUGAGAUUUGAAGCGAAACACAAGUUUUUUAAAGAUUCUGUGAAGAACUUCAAAAAUUUGACAGUUUCGCUUGCAAAUAAACACCAGUUUGCAGUAGCAUAUCAUUGGGAAUGCUUGUCUUUAAAGACAGUUGAGUCUGGUCCAGUCAAAAUGUGUUCACUUGAGACACUUGAAUUUUCAGAAAAUAUAACUGAAUCUCUCCAUGUUGAUUCACAAGCCACUGUCAAUCUCACAAAGUGGGUAAGAUGUUGUGGUGUUGAGUAUCGUGUUGGACUCUUUGUUUGCACGGGUACUGAUGAAAACAUGCCAGUUUUCAGCAAAAUAACCUCAAUCAUUUUACACAAUGGUAAAGUGAUUUUUGUUUUGAUUGAGCAUGAAACAUUUUUCCAUGAUCACUUCCAUGCUUUUCAAGUGAGUGAAAACCUACCAAGGAAGGUACUGGUUAUAGAAAGGGAAAGAUUAAGACAUUUCAAAUCUUUUGAUGCCCAAAUGUCAUAUGGGUGUGAUUCACAAUUUUAUGUUGUAUCAGAGAGUUGUAUUAUCUGAUUUCUUAUUUAAAUGAGUUCACUGUGAAUUGUCACUUCAUCUGAUGUAUAAGUGUCUACCUCAGGUUACACAAUCCUGCACUACUUUUUUAUAUAU